AUGUGGGAGAACUGCUCACACCGCGCUGCAGACCCAGAGCUGCUCUAUAUCCACCUCUGCAACGACCACAUCGGACGCAAGUCUACUGGAAAUCUCUGCCUCACAUGCAAGUGGAAAGACUGCGGAGUCUCCUGUGCAAAGAGGGACCAUAUCACUAGCCAUCUGAGAGUGCACACGCCGCUCAAACCACAUACGUGUGAUAUCUGCAACAAAGCCUUCAAGAGGCCUCAAGAUCUCAAGAAACACGAAAAGAUCCACACAGCAGAGCAUCAUACAGCACACAAGCACUCCAAGGCCCAGCUCGCACCUGGCACGCUCCUCCCACACACUGGGAUCUCACCUCACAGCUCUGCCUCCCUAUCCCCCGAUGUCGGGAUAGGUGGCACUCCUCCCCGCGCAGACGGGCUGCCCUCUGUACGCCGUUCGCCCCAGCAAGCCCAGUGUGCGUCCCCCAACCCUGUCCACUGUAUCUGA
Messenger RNA from Dacryopinax primogenitus, 474 nucleotides. RefSeq lists its product as uncharacterized. Gene Ontology annotation, cellular component: nucleus. The record is from RefSeq and is a predicted model, not a curated record. Gene Ontology annotation, biological process: positive regulation of transcription by RNA polymerase II. The transcript is spliced from 2 exons. Bases 1 to 474 code for a protein of 157 amino acids. Lineage: Eukaryota; Fungi; Basidiomycota; Dacrymycetes; Dacrymycetales; Dacrymycetaceae.